AUGUCUUUCUCUUCAUCGUCAUCGUCAUCGUCGUUGUCGUCAUCACCUCCAUCAUCUAGCAGACAAACACUAGAUAGUUUGAGCAGUGAGGCUGUGAAAAAAACCAAAAUCUUGCACAGCAGCUGCGAUAUUCCAAACAAGAGAAAGUUUGAAGAACUGAGAAAAUCAAUAGUUACAUAUCAUGCCAACAAAUGCUUCUACAAUUAUCAAAGCCAACCAUGGGAUGAGGAGGGCCAUAUGAAAAUGCAUGAAGAUAUGUCCAAGGCGGAAAAUUAUGAUGCGGCUACAAGAAAAUAUUGGAGUCGCAUUCAAGAUGAAACUAACUACAACAAGAUUUAUUUCAAUCAAUACAAGAAUGUUCAAAAUACCAAUAAAAGAUUUAAAAACUAUUCAAAAAAUAACAAGCAGCUUAUAAAUGCAAUUAGUGUCAAGAAUGGGAUUUCGGAGCCUAAUCCUGAAAUUACAAAUGAAGAGAAUAAGCAAGUUGUUUCGGAAAAUGAGGAAAAAGAGUAUACAGGUCUGCAGGUAGCGACGACAAUCAUUCCUACAAGAACUGGAAGUGACAAUUAUUCAGGCAACGAAGAAGCAAUGGAGGAUAGGACUUCUGACACAUCGCAAAAUCAAGAAUUUGUGAUUUCCCCGUUUUUUGAAGAGCAAAGAAAGGAGAAUCCACAGGUGUUGCAAGAAACAAGAAUCGAUAUUGAUAAUUUGGAAAAAAAUGAUUUCCAGAAAGAUUUUAAAAAAAAUGAAGAUGAAAAUAAUUUCCAGUUGUUACAAUUAGCUGAUGAGGAAAGAAAAGAAAAUAUAGAACCAGAAAUAGAUGAAAACACCAACCAAGCUAACUACUCGGAAAGGAAAGAUGAUCAAGAAUUAUUGAUGUUUUAUUCAGAUGACAGUGUUGCGGAUCCGGACUUUGAUGACAGAAGCAGCAGCAAUGAAGAAAGUUCAUCUGAUUCUGAUCAAACUUCAAGGAAAAAGAACGAUAUAAUUUCACAAACUGAGGAAUCAAUUGAAGUUAAAAAAGGAAAAAAAAGAAAAAGGGACAUGGAUCGUUGGGUAACUCUUUCUAGUAAGAAGCUAAGAAAUACUGAAGAUGAAAGAACAAUUAUUUUUAAUAAUUACUGGCAGAUGGGAGAUUUACAUAGACAGCGAGACUUCAUUGCCGCAAGUAUGAUCAAGGUUGAGCCUAAAUAUCGUUAUGUUAAGGAAGGAAGCUGCAGAAAAGCUAACAAUGCUUUCUUUUUCGAAAAAGACGGGAAACGAUUAAGAGUUUGCAAGGUGUUUUUUAUGAACACAUUGGACAUAAAUCAUAGGGUCAUUCGAACUGUAGUAGAAAAGAAACUUAACUUUUCGACUAGCAUCGUGUCAGAAGAUCUUCGUGGUAAACACAAUAAUCACAAACAGAUAGAUGAGCAAAUUAAAAAUGGUGCCAGGCAGCACAUAAGAUCGAUUCCUAAAAUACCAAGUCAUUACUGUCGAGCCGAUUCACAGAGAGACUAUAUAGAUGGCAGCAAAACAAUAGCGCAAAUCUAUAGAGACUAUGUAAAUGAACGUUCACAACGAAAUGAGCAGCAUGUUAACUAUGUCAUGUUCUACAGAAUUUUUACUGAAGAAUUCAAUUUGUCAUUUUUUACUCCAAAGAAAGACCAGUGUGAGCAGUGUGUCGGUUACCAGAAUGCGCUCAAUAAGGACAAAGAUGAUUUGAAAGAAAGCUAUGACCGUCACCUAGUAGAAAAAGACUUAGCUCGCAAAGAUAAGAAAAUUGACAAAGAGGAAAGCAGCUGUAGCACCAUCGUAACAUGCUUCGAUUUACAAGCAGUUUUCCAGUGUCCAAAGGGAGAUAUUUCGGUGUUUUAUUAUAAAAGUAAGUUUCUCAAUCUUACUUUUUAUGAGCUGAAAACAAACGACGUUACCUGUUUCGUUUGGCACGAGGGUGAAGCAGAGCGUGGUGUUAAUGAAAUAGGCAGCUGUGUGUUGAGAUACAUAGAAGAAAAAGCUCUUUCUACUGAGGAGGAACUUGAGUUUAUUUUUUAUACCGAUAAUUGCAGCGGCCAACAAAAAAAUAAAUUUAUGAUUCAUUUAUAUCAGUACGCAAUUCAAGAAUUCGCCAAUAUUAAAUCAAUCACUCACAAAUUUUUGAUUAAGGGUCAUACCCAAAACGAAGGGGACAGUGCCCAUUCCAUGAUCGAAAGAGAAGUUAAGAGAGUAUUGAAAAGUGGCCCAAUAUAUACACCAGACAAUUUUAUAUCCAUAAUUCGUAGUGCUAAAAAGACUGGACGACCCUAUAAAGUUAUAGAGAUGACUCAUGAAAAUUUUUAUAACAUUAAAGGCCUUACUGGAAGUGGUCAAGAAUCAUUUAAAAAUAAAGAUAAAGAAACUGUUAAAACUAGCGAAAUAAAAGUUAUGAAAAUGACAAGAGAAGCACCCUGUUCAUUUUUUUACAAAACGUCGUAUAUGGAAGAAGAAUUGAAAGAGGUUGACACUCAAAGCAAAAAAAAAAGUUUAAGAGGCACCUCAAAAAAUAAUGACCGUUUAAUACUCCAACCUGCCUAUUCAAAAAAACGUUCAUUGCCUGAAAACAAAAAGAAAGAUUUACUUGACUUAAUCAAGCAUAAUCAUAUCCCAAAAUUUUAUGCUCAUUUUUAUAAUGAUCUUUAG
Messenger RNA from Ceutorhynchus assimilis (cabbage seed weevil), 2658 nucleotides. The record is from the annotation of a GenBank genome assembly. NCBI's taxonomy places the organism in Eukaryota, Metazoa, Arthropoda, Insecta, Coleoptera, Curculionidae.